This is a messenger RNA of Spodoptera frugiperda (fall armyworm), 496 nucleotides long. RefSeq names its product cytochrome c oxidase assembly protein COX19. The transcript has a single exon. Lineage: Eukaryota; Metazoa; Arthropoda; Insecta; Lepidoptera; Noctuidae. The record is from RefSeq and is a predicted model, not a curated record. Gene Ontology annotation, biological process: mitochondrial respiratory chain complex IV assembly. Gene Ontology annotation, cellular component: mitochondrial intermembrane space. The coding region runs from base 158 to 421 and encodes 87 amino acids.
UCAUUGGAUCUGUCAUCAGCUGUUGCUGUCGUCUGUUAGAAUCAGAUGACUUGAAAGGAAUUACAAAAUAUAUUACUAUUGAUAUUUACUGAAAUCUCUGCCGGUAAAUGAAUUAGAGUAUUGUUUUUGAUUAAGCCAAUUGUAAUAAUUCAUCAAGAUGUCGACCGCUAUGACUUUUGGACAAAAACAAUUCAUACCAACCCCACCAGAUAAGGGAAGUUUUCCUCUGGACCAUGAUGGAGUUUGUAAAGAUAGUAUGAGGAAAUAUAUGAAGUGUUUAUUGAACAAUAAUGGUAAUAAUUCUCUGUGUCGAGAUGAAGCGAAGGAAUACCUUGGAUGUAGAAUGGAUAAUAACCUUAUGGCCAAAGAAGAUUGGAGCAAACUAGGUUUCAAAAAUGAAGUUACAGAAGAUAAGAAAUGACAUUUUGUUAAUACAUUUAGGUAAGAACAUUGUUAAUAAUUUUGUUGUAUUUAAUAAACUUUAGUAAUAGUAUAA